Messenger RNA from Caenorhabditis remanei, 603 nucleotides. RefSeq lists its product as uncharacterized. The coding region runs from base 1 to 603 and encodes 200 amino acids. The record is from RefSeq and is a predicted model, not a curated record. NCBI's taxonomy places the organism in Eukaryota, Metazoa, Nematoda, Chromadorea, Rhabditida, Rhabditidae. The transcript has 4 exons.
AUGGAGGAGGAAGAAUACUCGUCCAGCUCCUUAGAAGACACGGAGGAUGAAUUCAGGCCUCAUAAAAAGUAUAGACUGGAAUCCUCUGGUUCCGAAAGCUCAGAUGAUGGGGAAACGAAAAAAAAGAAUAGUGAACACCAAAAAAUGGAGUUUUCCGAAGUAUUGGAAAUAGAUGGCAUUUGGAGGAGCGGUCCGCAUUUUGGGAAUUUUCGUAAAAAAGAGAUGGAAAUAGUUGUCAAAUUGGGUGCAAGGACUUUAACAGAUGCCUCCAAAUUCGUUCUUCCCAAGUUUGAGAAACCCGGCUCGAAAUUUGCUAUGUUCGAUGUGUCCGAUGGAAUAUUCAAUGAUCGUUUGAAAUGGUCACGUAAGGAGAAAGGAAAACCGGUUGUUAAACCAAGAAAACGUACGGUUUCCUUGGCAGGAGAACAGUUCGAUGUGACCAGCUUCUGCUCUCCUCUCUGUUCCUCGUUCAAGAAAUUUGUGGGUUUGAAAGUUAAUUACAGACACAUGAAAAUUUACAGACUCUGCAAAAACCGAACGACAAAACACUACAUGUUGUGUACGUAUCAACGAGUACGCGACAUUUCUACGAUGAUCUUAUGA